AAAGUGAUUUCCGUUAGAAGAUUGGAGGCAACUCUAAGGGCGAUUAAUAGCGGAGUACUAUAUAAUUGCAAACAAGGCAAUUGAUCAAAACGAAAAACGCAGGCGAUUUGCCUUGAAACAUGGCAUCCUCCAUUGCUCGGGUUCUGCGUCGCCCAGUCUCGGUAAUAAGUGGGCAGGCAGUAUGUCAAGACAGAUCAGCAAUACUUGUUCAUUUUUCAUCUGAAGCUCCUACGCCACCAAGUAAAGGAGGUUCUGAAGCUCCUAUGCCACCAAGUAAAACAGAUGCAUUGUUAAUGAAUACACUUGAUGAUGUCACGCGCAAGUUUAAAAUAGCUCAUGAAAUCUUACGAAAGGAGAAGAUCAUUAUUGAUCCAGAUGAUUCCAAUGCAGUAUCACGCUAUAUGCAAGUCAUGAAGACCAUGAGAGAAAAGGCAGGGUUAUAUUCUGUUGCAGAUCAAGUUAAGAAUUCAAUUAAUGAUUUUACUGAAGGUAUUACUGAUGCUCGCUCAUACUUGGAGAAGGUGGCAGAAAUACGAGUAAAGACUGGCCUUUAUGAUGAUUUAGGCAUUGAGAAGAUGAGGAUGGAUGCAUUGGACAAGGUAGAGAAACAGCUGAAGAAGCCCUUGAUGAGGAAUGAUAAGAAGGGCAUGGCUCUUCUGGAAGUUGAAUUUAAUGCAAUAAAUAAGAAGGUUGGUAUUUCUGUAGAGGAUCUACCUAAAUAUGAACAGAAGUUGGAACAUGAUGUUGCAAAGGCACAGUUGGAGGAUCUUAAGAAAAAUGCACUGGAAGCUAUGGAAGAACAGAAAAAGAGGUUGGGGUAUAAAGAUGAGGAUGUGGAUAUUGAUGUAAGGACCUUGGAUAUUCGUAACUUUCUCUGAAAGCUCAAGAAAGUUAAUUUUCUACAUCCUGUCUGGUGGAAUAGCACCAUUUGGUUCUUGAGGAUUUCAUACGAUUGAAGAUCUUUGUUUUUUUAAAGGAAGAGCAAACAAUUUGAUGUUUUUCAUCUAUAAUGUGUCUUUUGUUUGUGUAUUGGAUUUUAUUCAGAGAACUUGAAUAAGAAUGGCUAUAAUGUUUUCAGAA
Cryptomeria japonica (Japanese cedar) is the source of this 1080-nucleotide messenger RNA. RefSeq names its product probable ATP synthase 24 kDa subunit, mitochondrial. Bases 120 to 878 code for a protein of 252 amino acids. The transcript is spliced from 7 exons. Gene Ontology annotation, biological process: pollen development. Lineage: Eukaryota; Viridiplantae; Streptophyta; Pinopsida; Cupressales; Cupressaceae. The record is from RefSeq and is a predicted model, not a curated record.